CCCCAAGACCGGGCGACCUGGACCCAAACGUCACUUCGUCUAUACUUGACAACAAAGUCAGCUGGGAUCUACAAUCUGCUGGGGAUCAGGUGGCAGUGAGUGCGUGAUCCUGGGACAGUAAGGGGCUCAAGAUGUUUUCCGCCCUGCGCAAGUUGACGGGCCGGGGAGCAGAUGGCCCGCUUACCCCUACGUCACCUCCAGGGGGGGUGCAGGCGAUGGCCGCAUCCUUACAGCGUCGAUUUGCACGCGGUGUCCAGUAUAACAUGAAAAUAGUUAUAAGAGGAGAUCGGAACGUAGGGAAGUCCUGUCUGUUCAAACGUCUGCAAGGUCAGCCGUUUUGUGAGGAUUAUGUGCCUACAGAAGAAAUUCAGGUGGCCAGCAUACAGUGGAGUUACAAAGCUACAGAUGAUGUUGUGAAAGUUGAAGUGUGGGAUGUUGUUGAUAAGGGAAAGAAGAAGAAGAAGAUGGAAGGUUUGAAGUUGGAUAAUACAUCUUUGGAGUUUGAGGAACCAGCUCUUGAUGCGGAGUUCCUAGACGUUUACAAAGGUACCAAUGGGGUCAUCCUUAUGCUCGACAUGACAAAAAACUGGACAUUUGACUACGUCCGACGGGAGAUUGAAAAUGUUCCUAGUCAUAUUCCAAUCCUGGUUCUGGCCAAUCACAGGGACAUGGGCCAUCAUCGUGUUGUGUCCGAAGAUGAUGUCAAGUUUUUCAUACCCGAAGGCGCAGCUGACGUCCGGUACACAGAGUCAUCCAUGCGCAAUGGCUUUGGUCUGAAGCUGCUGCACAAGUUCUUCAACCUGCCGUUCCUACAGCUGCAACGAGAGACUCUCCUGCGCCAGCUGGAGACCAACACGGCAGAGAUUGACGCGACCAUUCAGGAACUCGAACUCUACCAAGAGAGUGACGACGCCAACUAUGAUGUCUUUCUGACUCAGCUGACUGAUCGACGAAGAGCAGCGGCAGAAUCGGUUGCCCCAGUUGCACAGGUUGCUGCCCCAAUCAACACGUCACCCAUUCCGCAGUCACGAUCCAUAAACAGCAUGGCAUCCGUAACAUCUCCCCCUCCCACAGUAAAUGGACCUAAUAGCCUAGCUGUUGCAAAGUCGGUGUCAGUUCCAGUCAGUUUAUCAUCAUCUGCCUCAAGCACGCAGUCCAGCCCUCGGCCCACAGAUCGAGUCUCGCCUCAAGUGCCAACACCAGCCACACAUGGUGCACAAAACUCGACCAACCAGAGUCCGGAGAAAACACAAGAAAAGACUAGCUUUAUGUCUCGAAUUUUUAACAAGAACAAAGACCCAGAACCUGCAGUGGAGGCAACGGCUGACUGCACCAUACCAACAGUAGGAUCUGUGGACCCUGUCUCCGUGGACGACUUUGUACCUGAUGGCGGCAAGUUAGAUCAGUCUUUCUUGAGUGAUGUCCUCACCUCCUCUGGCAAAGAACCCACCCCCCCUGCUGAAGAGGACAGUGAGGACGAAUGUGAUGGAAAUCCAAUGGUGUCAGGCUUCCAAGUGGACCUAGACCCAGAUGACCUCAAUCUCGGGUCAAAUGUAGAAAUUGCCGCAGACGAAGACUUUGAAGAUGACUCAGUGGGAAUCUUUUCAAAAGUAGACUCUGUGCUUGAUAGUAAAAGUGAUGAGAAAGAGGUAAGAACUUCCAAGAAGCCAAAGAAUAACAAACGGAAAGUUAGUGAUAGUGAGAAACUAAACUGUGAAAAUGACGUUUCAGUAGCCUUGUCCAAAUUAGGCCUCGAAGGGUCACCAGACACUCACAGCAAUAAAGAGGCUGGGAUUGUACUUAACUUCGGACACUGUGAUGGGGAAGAGCAGGUCAAGGAGGACAAGUUAGAUGACUGGCUGAACUCGGAAGAAGGAACUAUAGCCAAUCCUUAUAUAUCCACCGCGACUGACAUGCCGGAGGGAGCUACUUUAGAUGACUCUGAUGAUAAUCAAGGUUCCACAGUGGAGACGUGCAAAGGAGUGGAGAAGAUGAGUCACCACAGCUGUAGCACAUCGAGGAGCGAGAGCCCAACAGAACUCUCAGAACGCAAAAAG
This is a messenger RNA of Penaeus monodon (black tiger shrimp), 2057 nucleotides long. RefSeq names its product rab-like protein 6. Gene Ontology annotation, cellular component: nucleus; cytosol. The record is from RefSeq and is a predicted model, not a curated record. NCBI's taxonomy places the organism in Eukaryota, Metazoa, Arthropoda, Malacostraca, Decapoda, Penaeidae. Gene Ontology annotation, molecular function: GTP binding.